GGAUCAUUACAGGUGAAACACAGUGUGAACAGCAUGGCCGAUGAACCUCCAGUGAAGAUAAAUAAAGCGGGUGAGGAGAAAGUAGACUGGCGAAAAUGGAAAGCAAAAAAAAAAGAGGAGAAGAGACGACGGAAAGAGAGCCGACUGAUUCAGCAGCUAGAGAAACAGAAACAGAAGAAAGAGGAGGAGAAUCAACAACAGAUUCCACAGGAACAAAAAGAAAGUAAAGGUCGUGCGUACACAUUGAGUGUGGCUCUGCCUGGAUCAGUGAUGGAUAAUGCGCAGUCGCCAGAGCUGCGUACGUACCUGGCAGGUCAGAUCGCUCGGGCAUGUGCCGUGUUCUGUGUGGAUGAGGUCGUCAUAUUUGAUGAGCAUGGAGAGGACACAAAAAGUGUUGAGGGGGAGUUCAAAGGUGUUGGUAAGAAAGGCCAGGCCUGCGUUCAGCUCGCACGGAUCUUGCAGUACCUCGAAUGUCCACAAUAUCUGCGCAAAUCUUUCUUCCCAAAGCAUCAAGACCUGCAGUUUGCUGGUCUGUUGAAUCCUCUGGACAGCCCUCACCACAUGCGCAUGGAUGAGGAGGCGGAGUUUCGUGAGGGGGUGGUACUUGAUCGGCCAAGCAAACAGGGAAAAGGGUCAUUUGUAAACUGUGGGAUGAUGAAGGAAGUUCAGAUUGAUAAACAGCUACAAGCCGGACUGAGAGUCACUGUACAGCUCAACAAGAGCCAAAACAAAGAGAGUAAAGUGCGUAAAGGUGCAGUUGUGGCUCCUCAUGUCCCGAGGACAGAGGGGGGGCUGUACUGGGGUUACAGCGUGCGUCUGGCUUCCUGUCUUAGCGCUGUGUUCACAGAGUGUCCUUAUAAAGAGGGGUAUGACCUGACCGUUGGUACAUCAGAGAGAGGAAAAAGCGCAGAUGAGAUCUCUCUGUCUCCAUUCAAGCACAUGUUGGUGGUGUUUGGUGGUGUUCAGGGUUUGGAGGCGAGUGUUGACGCAGAUGAUAAUCUGGAUGUCACUGACCCCAGCGUGCUCUUUGACCUUUACCUCAACACCUGUCCAGUGCAGGGCAGUCGCACCAUUCGCACUGAGGAAGCCAUAUUGAUCUCUCUAUCAGGACUGAGGCCAAAAAUAGCAGCGGUAUUCCCUGAAGUGUCUAAAGGAUGACUACAGGUAGUAGAUUUACCCUGCGACUGUCUGGAACAGGACUUUUGUUUUCAGCGGUUUGACGUUCAGUAACAGAUUGGCCUUCGAGAGGAAGUGAACUCUUCAAGUGUAUACUCAUAACGCAGACACACAUGGUUUUUGAGAUAACAAACUUAGAGGAAAAAUGCUUUUGAGCUCUUUAUCAAUGCACAUUUUUUUUUUGUAUUUACAUUUCUAUGAAAUAUCUGUUUCAAUGAACUGCCAUGAAUAUUGUUUAGAACAUUAAACAAAUGAAUCAUG
Molecule: messenger RNA, 1437 nt
Organism: Xyrauchen texanus (razorback sucker)
Lineage: Eukaryota; Metazoa; Chordata; Actinopteri; Cypriniformes; Catostomidae
Gene: spout1
Product: SPOUT domain containing methyltransferase 1
Exons: 12
Coding region: 34-1158 (374 amino acids)
Biological process (GO): maintenance of centrosome location; miRNA processing
Cellular component (GO): kinetochore; spindle pole centrosome; mitotic spindle
Molecular function (GO): miRNA binding
Source: RefSeq, a predicted model, not a curated record